CAUGGGUGGGAUGAUUUUUGGAGAUGAUGUAUUGUGGUAUAUUGUAUUGUGGUAUAGAUGAUGUGGAUGAGUGCGAAAGUGGUAGAAAGAGAGGGAUGGUAUAAAUUUUUAUAACAUAAGUGAUGAUGGUCUAAGGAGGUGGAUUAUUUGGAUUUGAUUCUAAUGCUCAUUAAUAAUUUGCAUCAUAUAAGACUACAAGAGUGAUUGAAUGAUAGCAAAAUCUAUUCUUAGACAUGUUAGGUAACCAAAUAACUAAUAUUAUCAUUUAUACAUGUACACCUAAAAAGUUGCAAACAACUCUUAUUUAACUCAUUUUAUCACCAACUUGACAAGAAAUAGUCAUAAAUCCAUCCUAUUUUCACGGAACAUUAACAAAACCAACCCAAACACAAACCCGUUUACAGAAAAACUCAGACAUAAUAUUGCAUAUGACAACUUUUUUCAUGCAUUAUUUUACCAGACAUCAACCCAUUUUUGUGCCUAUAUUUAAUACUCAUCAACUUUCUUAAUGAUCAUCAAAAAAUUAUGAGUGGAGCUAGGGUAUGUUCAUCUCCUGAUCUUUUCCCAAUGUCAACUAGCAAUAAUGAAGAUUUAAGCUUAGAAGGUAUUUCAGCAAAUGUAAAGCUGCUGUUGAAGCUGAUUCAAGAUCAUCAAGAAGCAUCUAUUAAAGGGAAUUUGGAUGAACGAAAAGAACAAAGAUUUGCUGGAAUAAUGACCAUCUUAGACGACGUGAAAACAAGGCUGCAAAAAUCUCAAACAAGUUCCAAGAAAAGUAAGGCAGAACUUAGACGUUGUUACACCGAUUUACGAGUGAAUCCUCCUAAGGAUGUACAAAAAAAGGAUGAAACGUUGAUCUUAGACGAAAAGGAAAGGCUGCGAAGGGAUCUAAACACGAGUUGUGCAGCACAAAAGAGGCUAGGAGUUAUGUGUGCAAGUUUAGGGAGGGAAAAAGAGAUCAUUUCAAGGGAGUUGACUCGAAAAGUACAAGAAUUGAAUGAAAUGGAAGAGCAUAUUAAUGAUCUCAGGGCGCAAAAUGAGAAGUUAUCAGCUAAAAUACAGGCAUGUGUAGCAGAGCAGAAUGACAUCAAAAGAAGCGCGAAAGGGUCAGAAAAUAACAUCAGUUAUGCAGUAUCUCAACAAAGGAAUAAGGAGCUUUCAGAGCAACUUCUGAAGUCGUUGGAAGGCUAUAAAGCGAUGAAAAGGAAGCACAUAGAGGUGAAAGAAGAGAGGGAUGGAAUGCAAUCUGCAAUGGAAGAACUUGGAGAUGAGGUUAAACAUAGUAUUGAUAUAGUCCAUAGCCUCAGGCAACAUGUCGCUGCUUGUGGUUUGGGUGAGCAGGGUUGGGAGAUUGAAGAGAACAUCACUUCGUUAGAGCAUGUUUUUACAAGACUUAAUGUGAAGACUUCGAGGAUUAGGCAGGAAAGGAAGUGAAGUAUUUGAGACUUAGGAAAGGAAUAUCCAGACUUCAAUUUGCAUAGUCUGGAUUUUACAAGUUCUGUUUUUGUGAAUGAAAAAUUGUCCUGUUCUGUUUCUUUUUUGAGAAAAAGUUUUCCACAAACUUAUAUGUUCGAUAUUUUGUACCAAAUAAUAUGAAUAUGUAUAUAUAUGUCAUAAAGCUUUGUAUGAAACUGAUUUUAUAACAUCAAUGAAGA
This is a messenger RNA of Chenopodium quinoa (quinoa), 1652 nucleotides long. RefSeq lists its product as uncharacterized. The record is from RefSeq and is a predicted model, not a curated record. The transcript is spliced from 2 exons. NCBI's taxonomy places the organism in Eukaryota, Viridiplantae, Streptophyta, Magnoliopsida, Caryophyllales, Amaranthaceae. Bases 526 to 1431 code for a protein of 301 amino acids.